AUGCCAAUCAGUGACCUGCGGCGCCACAAUCACUUCAAGGGUCUGAAAGUAAUCAACUUCAGGUUUACAGAUAAAGUUCUCGAAAAUGAAGUAGAGGAAGCAUUUCUUUACAUCCACAUUCAAGAGCUGGAACGACAGAACAUCACAAUAACAGACGACCACUUUCACAUCAACUAUCAGGUCAAUAGGAUCACGAGAAAUAGCCAAGGCAGCAAAGCCUCAGUGCCCUACUCCGAUAGCUCCAGUAAACUGUCCGGAAAGGAGCUCCAAGACGGAACAUGGGUUAGAGCGAACGUGACGAACAUGGUAGCAGAGUUCUUCAGACUCCCACGGGAGACAUUAGGAAUAGUUGUGAGAGUACAAGACUCGAAGAAUAGAAUAAACUUGGUUGUACCGCAUCCCAGCUCAGAGUCGAAUAACGCAGUGAUGCCCUACAUAGAACUAACUCUAAGAGAUAAUUCGCACAAGAGAACGCGACGGAUGAUCGGAAUGGACUGCACAGAGAACUCCAAAGAGGUCCGUUGCUGUCGGUACCCUCUGUCUGUCAACUUCGAGGAGUUCGGUUGGGAUUGGAUCAUUGCGCCUAAGCAAUACGACGCGAACUAUUGCAGUGGGGAGUGCCCCUACAGUUUCUUGCAAAAGUACCCCCACACGCAUUUAGUGCACCUGGUCGCGCCCCAGGGUAGUGGCGGCCCCUGCUGUGCCCCACGGCGGAUGAGCAGUAUCUCAAUGCUGUAUUUCGAUCACGAUUUAAAUAUAAUAUACGGGACGAUUCCCGGUAUGGUGGUGGAGAGUUGUGGGUGCUCAUAG
This is a messenger RNA of Pieris macdunnoughi, 810 nucleotides long. The record is from the annotation of a GenBank genome assembly. NCBI's taxonomy places the organism in Eukaryota, Metazoa, Arthropoda, Insecta, Lepidoptera, Pieridae.